Molecule: messenger RNA, 3396 nt
Organism: Closterium sp. Naga37s-1
Lineage: Eukaryota; Viridiplantae; Streptophyta; Zygnematophyceae; Desmidiales; Closteriaceae
Source: the annotation of a GenBank genome assembly
AUGAGUCCGUGGCUGAUAGCGGUGAUAGUCAUUGGAGCACUGCUCGUCCUGGUGCUGCUGGUCAUCUGCCUCGUGUUGCUGCUGCGCCGCAGGGUGGGCCACAGCGGUGAGUCUCCUUUGAGAAGCCUUGACAACUCUCAGAAGUGGUGCUUGGUUCUCUCUCUCUCUGAUAGCGGUGAUAGUCAUUGGAGCACUGCUCGUCCUGGUGCUGCUGGUCAUCCGCCUCGUGCUCCUCCUGCGCCGCAGGCACGCGUGAUGGGAGCUGCAAGCUCAGGGGACAUUUUCAACAAAGGGAAGGGCGCGGCAGAGGAGACAGGCUAUGGAGCAGUUGGAGUGGCUUAUGGUGCAGGAGCGAGAGGAGGAGAGGGAGGGGAAGGAGUGGGAGGAGGAGUGGGAGGAGAAGGAAGCGGAGGGAUGGCAGGAGGACGAGGUGGAGGAGGAGAGAGAGUGAUUUCACCCUUUGAGAUGGCAGCGGCACGUAUAGGACUCGGAAGGCAAGGGUGGGCACCGUUGGGGGGUGAGGGGACGGGGUUAGGACACACUGGGAUGGGAGGAGGCAUGGGGGGAGGUAUGGCUGUGACGGGAGGGGAAGGCACAGAAGCAGCAGCAGCAGCGGCGGCGGCGGCAGCGGCUGCAGCGGCAGUGGGAGUGGCGGGAGUGGCCGGUGCAGCAGCAGCAGCAGCAGCAAGAAGACCCCAGCAUACUGACCCAGCCCAUCCUUCAGAAGGCACAGAAAACGCCACAGCAGCAGCAGCAGCAUCAGCAGCAGGAGCAGCAGCAGCAGUACCCAUCCCACUGCCCCUCACCCGAAGCAGCAGCGCCAGCAGCAGCACCACCGGCAGCAGCAGCAGCAGCAGAAGCAGCAGCGGCGGCGGCGGGACGGCCCCUCCUCUCCGCGUGUUCCGUUUGGCAGAGCUCCGACGUGCCACGUCCAGCUUCCACCCGCGCAACCUGCUCGCACUGCAGCUCGAAUCCGCCUGGCGUGACGCCAACAGCAACCGCAACAACAGCAACCCCAACCCCAACGGCAACGGCAACGGCAACAGCGGCGACGCAGAUCUCGCCAACCCAGCCGCUGCCUCCUUCGCUUCCUUCAGCUUUCGCAGCAUUUCCCGAGGCAGGAGCAGCGGUGGGAGUGGGUCCUUCGGCUCUGGUCGCUCGUCUGGGUCGCUGGGUUCCUUUGGUGGUGCUGGUGGGGCUGCUUGGAGUGGUGGGAGUGGUCGGGAGGUGGGCGGGAGUGGGAGAGCGGGUGCGGGUGACGCGGGGGAGGGGAGUGGGAGAGCGGGAGCGGCGGGAGUGGCGGGGAUGGGCGCGUAUGGGGAUAUGUACUCUGCGUGCACGGACGGGGGGAGUGCGUGGGCGGUGAAGCGGAUGAGCGAGGAGGCGUGCUCCGCUGAUGCUGGGCCAGCCGCGUUUCAGCACGAGGUGGCGCUAUUCGCAUCGCAGUCGCACCACCAGCGCCUGGCGCGCAUACUGGGGCUGUGCCACGAGUGCGGGGAGCGCAUGGUGGUAUACCACCUGCACUCGCCGCUCUCCUCCCUUUUCUUCCGCCUCCACAAGGCUCCAGUGGACCACUUCCUGUCGGCGCAGCAGCGGGUGAACGUGGCGAUAUCUCUGGCAGAGGGGUUAGCCUUCCUGCACGCACACUCGCCGCCCCUCGUGCACCGCAACGUGAAGCCCACCAACGUGCUGCUCUCGCCCAACGGCCACCACGCGAAGCUAACGGACUUCUGUUUCGCGCAUCCAGCACCGGGCGAGGACGGAGUGAGGGUGCCGCUGCAAGCGCAGGAGCAGGGCUAUGUCGCGCCGGAGCUGCUGCUGCCGCCCGUGCUCUCUUUCUCCCCAGCCACUGACGUGUACAGCUUCAAAGCGAUUCUCCCGGUGAUGCUAACAACAGGGCGCCUGGCAGUCAUGCUGCGCCCAGAAGACCCGCGGGAAUGCCUUGUUAUCACAGGUCCAUCACUCCACACCUCCCUUUCCCAUUCCCUCCUCUCUCCCCGGGGGCGCCUGCUCCCCCUCAGCUUCGGAACUGGGUCAGUUGCUGCUCAUAACGCUGCUGCUGCUGCUGCCGCUGCUGCUGCCGCUGCUGCUGCUGCUGCUGCUGCUGCCGCUGCUGCUGCUGCUGCUGCUGCUGCCGCUGCUGCUGCUGCUGCUGCUGCUGCCGCUGCUGCUGCUGCUGCUGCUGCUGCUGCUGCUGCUGCUGCUGCUGCUGCUGCUGCUGCUGCUGCUGCUGCUGCUGCUGCUGCUGCUGCUGCUGCUGCUCUGAAUCCAUCCUGCUCUUCUACACACACACUCUUGCACGCACUGAACCCUGCAUAUGCGAUUGGUUCAAGAGAGGUGGAUAGGUCUCGGGCAGAGCAGAUGGUGAACGAGGGUGAGGACGAGGAGGGAGAAAGGUACAGCGACAGAGAUGAAGUGGAAGAGGAAGAGGAAGGGGAAGAGGACGAGGGAGAUGAGGGAGGACGCGGGAUGCAGCAAGGGUACGCGUUCGAGCCAGCAGCCGCUGCAGCAGCAGCAGCAGCACCACCACCACUGCCACUGAUAGCAGAAGAGCGCUCAGAUGAAAUGAGAAUGGAGGAGGAAGAGGAGGAGACGAGCAGUGGCAGGGAUGCUGCAUAUUACACACCUUCAGAGGACCAGCUCUCUGCUAUAGACAACCGCUCUGCAAGAGACGAGCUCUCUUCUAUGGAGGACCUUUCUGCUAUGGGCGAGCUUUCAGCCAUGCCCAGUGCUGGUUUCGACGCUUCCUCUAUAGCAGCGGACAGCAGUGUUCCCAGUGACAUGAGCGUGAGCCGCUUUAGCGAGGAGGCUUAUAGCGAGGAUCAGCUGUACGGGAGUGAAAUCAGUGGGGGUGAAAUCAGUGGGAGUGAGAUCAGUGGGAGGGAAGAGGUGAGGGAGGGGGGGUCUAUAGGGGAGCAGAUGAGUUCUAAGUACUACAGUUUGGAGCAUGCAUAUUCAGUGGGUGAUGCCCAGGCUUUUGAGUCGACUCAAAGGUCACCUCGAGGGUCUAUAGGCGAGCAGAUGAGCUCCAAGUAUUACAGUUUGGGGCAUGUAUACUCAGUGGGUGAUUCUCAGUCUUUCUCUUCUCCUGCUGCUGCUCCUGCUCCGGCCUACCCACCUGUGUCUGCAUCUGCUGCUGCUGCCGGUGCUGCUGCUGGUGCUGCUGCUGUUGCUGCUGUUUCUGCUGCUCCCGGUGUUGCUGCCAGUUCACCCAUUGCUUCCCAUCACGGGUCAGACUCAGCUGCUCUUUCCGAACCGUUAGUUCCUUUCUCCCUCUCGCCGCCCGAUCUACAAGCUGCCUCACCUGCUCAUUCCGACCUUGAGCAAGAGGGAGGCAGCAUGUUGAAAAGAGGCAGCAGCGGCACCUCUCAAGGAGCAUGUCCUUUCCUUUCGUAG